Cydia pomonella (codling moth) is the source of this 7040-nucleotide messenger RNA. RefSeq lists its product as uncharacterized. The transcript is spliced from 2 exons. The record is from RefSeq and is a predicted model, not a curated record. Bases 1605 to 7040 code for a protein of 1811 amino acids. Lineage: Eukaryota; Metazoa; Arthropoda; Insecta; Lepidoptera; Tortricidae. Gene Ontology annotation, biological process: DNA integration. Gene Ontology annotation, molecular function: zinc ion binding; nucleic acid binding.
UGGAGGCGAACCGAUCGUACGGAUGAGUCACUCUGGAUAGGCCAGUAGACUAGACUCUCAUAUUGAUGCGUGCGAUGCCAACUCUGAAGUAAAUGUACUGUACAUGUAACAGUGUGGUCGAAGGUGACCCCCUUCUCCUACUCUCAUGUGGCAUGGUAUUAUAUGUAUUGAUGAUGUGAUAUAUAUUUUGUUGCCCAAGCGAAUUUAUACCCGUUUGGAUUCAGGCACUUGUGUUACACAAGGUGGGUAUAGAAGGCGCGACAAAAUUGGUGGAGAUGAUCUGAGAUUUUAGAUGAUGGGAAGCCAGAUUAAGUUUGGCUAUUCCAUCUGUAGAUCACUUUGAAGGGCCUUGUAGCGGAGAUUGUCAAAUUAAGUUUUGAAUUGUUUGAGCUCAAGGUACCCGGUUGGCGUAUUUUCUUUUGAAAAUACGUACGAAAUUAAUUAUUAUUACUUUCACAGCAUGCGACGAGUUUAUUAAAGAAUUAAAACGGAAUGUUGUUUCAAUCCCGUAGUACUAAUUUAACCUUUAUUUCGUUUUUGUGGUAAAAGGGUGCACCCUAGGCUAGAUUAAGUAUUGGGCUACAUUAAAAUAUUACCUAACUGUUAUGAUUAUACACUCGAUCGUUGUUGUGUAAUUGUUAUUUUAAGAUAUAUUCAUAAGGUAUUUUUGUUAUGUUGGCUAUCAUACCUUUUAUAUAGAUGGUAUUAGAUAAUUGUUCCUUUUUUACCUUAUCUAUGUCCUUAAGCGUACGUUCGGAUUUCAUCAUUUUAUUUUUAGUGAUAGACGAACGAGCGUGGUAUAGAAUGUCAGAUGAAGGGUAACUAUAAAUUACCUUUUAUCCAAUAGAUUACUUAUGGUAAUUUAUAUUUCUUAUUCGCGUUUAAUGAGAUUUACUAUUUGGUAAAUUUACCGGUAAGUCAAACAAUCUUCCGGACAUGAAUGAGAAUCGGAACGCACCACUGCACACUGGCAAUCCUAGCAAGACCCAACGUCAAGAAAAAAAACAACGAGGAAAAAACAGAAAUUUCGCGGUAUUCAAAGUUACUCGAGCGACUUGAGCGAGUGGCGUCUUCAAGUUUCUUGCUUAAGCUUAUCAUUAAGUGUAUUAGGCAGUUGAUAAAUCACAGUGUUGUGGGGAUUGCGGUCUCAGUUCUGGUACAGGGAAUCAUUUCCAAAGCGAGUUGCAGCACAAUUGCAGCUGCACCAAGAAGCAGGGAAUGUACCUGGCCGGUUCGAGACGUGUUUUGUGAUACGUAGCAUACGCGUGUUCAUUCCACCGCCCGGAACGAAAAAAAAGAAUAAGUUGUUUACUUGUACGGCAGCACGGUUUCCUGGGUGAGUUUAAACCAUGAAUACGUAAAGAUGUAUGUUAUUUGUUGGGAACAUUCGACGUGAAAUCCCUGGAAAAAACAACAUUAGGCUGAAGAAAGUAAUGGGAAGCACGGUAGUGCCUCCGCCAAGACGAAUACUACCUACAUUUUUGAAUUACAUAGUAUUUUGUAGAAUUCCGGCGUUGAGUAGCCGCGGAUAUCGCCAUAAUGGUUAUUUAUACGCCAAACUAGUGUAGGCUAACUAACUCUGUUAAUUAUUUUCAGCUGGCAUCAUGGCAAGUUUAUACAGUCGGGUUAAGCUGCGCCAUGAAAAGUUACUAACGGUGACUGCGGACUCUCAGGCCCUCUGGGAGCAAUUGCAAGCAGACGGAGUUGUCAGUGAAGACAAGUUCACGGCACUCCACUUAAAAUUGAAACAGUGCUUGGGGACCUUUGAGAAGGAGAUAUUUCAAUAUUUAAGUGUGGUGCCGGAUGCAGACGUGGUUAGCAUGACACAGGAUCAACUCAAGGCCGAAGAUAUAUUGACAGAACUGGAAAUUGCAUGGCAGAUUAACAAGAGGCGAAGUGGAGCUGUCAAUAAGUCAAAGCUACCCGAGUUGAGCCUGCCAACCUUCUCCGGCGAUAAGCUGAAAUGGUGCGAAUUUUGGGACCGAUUUGCUGCCAAUGUAGACCAGAGACAGUUACAGGAAUCAGAGAAACUUAUGUACCUCCUGAGCUGCCUAAAAGGUGCAGCUCUUGAAACAGUUUCAGGAAUGGCAGCUACCAACGCAAACUACUCGGUUGCAGUGGAUACUUUGAAGCAACGUUAUGGGUCAACUGACACUUUAAUAGACGCACAUUAUACAGCACUCAACCAACUUCAAAAGGCAGACCAUACUAGUGCCAGCUGCCGGAGUGUUCUGGAUAGUGUUGAGCGAAAUCUCAGGGUGUUGGAGAAGCUCGGGGAACCAGUUGGAGGCAACCACUUAAGAGCGCUGGUAUUAUCAAAGUUCCCAGAAAGGGUGAUCCAUGAGCACCACCUCAUAGGUGAAGGUACUGACUUGAAGGCCAUCAGAAAUAAUUUAGACCGCAUAAUCACGGCAAUGGAGAAGUCAGCAGCUACAGUAGUACAAACUCCAGAGACCAUUGCCGUGCCUGGUAGUAGCACAACUGAGGCACUGCAAGUCCGUACAGAGGUAAGGUCUUUGAGUAGCCGGAAGCGGAAACAUGCGGGAAAUGCUGGUGCAGGUGCACCACCUUCAAAGCGACCAAAAAGGGCAUGCUUGUUUUGCAAUCUGAAAGGACAUGCUAGCAGGGACUGUCGGAAAUACAGUACAGUUGAAGCUCGUCAGAAGCAAGUGACAGGAAGGUGUCUACACUGCCUUCGACGCAAUCAUACAACAUCAUCCUGCAAGCGCAAGAUUGCUUGCUUCCGCUGUAAAGGAGACCACCUGCUCAUAUUCUGUCCCAAUCCGGCCUCAGAUGGUGAGGAACAUGAUAUUUUAGAGAAGCACUCUUUAAAAUCCUUGUGUGCUACUUCUAACAAACACACCUUUUUGCAGACCGCAGUGGCAACUCUUCAAAAUCCUCUAACUAAGAAAAGUAGCAAAGGCAGAAUCUUCUUAGACUGCGGUAGUCAGCGGAGUUACAUUACUCUAGCAGCUGCAAAAAAGUUAGGCCUGCCUACCCUCCAGGAAGACCUGCUACUCAUAUUCACCUUCGGAGCUUCUGAACCUCGGGAGACGUCGACCCCCUCAACAACAGUCAACAUCCUGACGAAACGCAAUGUCACCAAGCAGUUUACGGUGAACGUCGUACCAAGAAUCACAGACAGAGUUCCGGUGACAUCCUUCAAGUAUCCUGGAGUCGAUAUUGUUGCUGAUGAUGAGACAGUUGGAGAGGUUGUUGAUGUACUCAUCGGAAAUGAUUUCUUUGGUGCUAUCCUCAGAGAAAGAAAGAUCCAGGUGUCGGAAGAUUUUUGGUUAUUGGAUACUGAUUUUGGAUGGGUGCCUACAGGGAAGCUUACAUCUGAAGAAAGAAGCGAGGUCCUCUCAGUGGUCACAUAUUGUCAGUGUCACACUCCUAGCUGUCCGUAUUUCAGUGAGCCAGAUCUGCCUUUAAGAAACAUAGAUGUAAGGUUCUUAUGGUCAUUAGAGAACCUAGGGAUCACAGACUCACCAAAGGCUACGAGACAAGAAGAAGCAGUUCGUCACUUCAAUGAGACUGUGCAAUAUCAGGAAGGCCGGUACUUAGUAAAAUGGCCCUGGAUUGAGUACCCACCAGAAUUGCCAUCAAAUUUUGGAUUGGCCUUAGGUCGAUUGAAGAGUAACGUGAAGAGACUGGACUUGCAGUUAAUUAAGGAGUACGACUCGAUCUUGAGGGAACAACUGGAUCUAGGAAUUAUAGAAGUCGUUACGAGAGGGUCAGAAUUGAACGGAGACCACCCAAUUCACUACCUCGCCCACCAUAUCGUGAAACAAGAUGGCGCCAAGGGGAGGAUAGUAUACGACGCUAGUGCCAAAAGUACUGGACAGAAAAGCCUCAAUGAGUGCCUUUACAGCGGACCUUCUAUGUUAGAAGACCUAACUGCAUUACUUUUGAAGUUCCGAACAAAGAAGUAUGGCAUACUGGCUGAUGUAGAGAAGGCUUUCCUACAAGUAGCACUUCAAGAGGAUGAUCGCGAUGUCACAAGGUUCCUCUGGUUAAAGGACACGACCAAGGAAGUGACUGAGGAUAACCUACUGUAUCUGAGGUUCUGCAGAGUACCUUUUGGAGUUGUUGCUAGUCCAUUCUUACUGACAGCAACGAUCCGACACUACAUAAGCCAGUCAAACAAGGCCUUGCUGAAACAAGUCGCUGACAAGUGCUAUGUGGAUAACCUAGUGACUGGAGCUGAUACCUUGCAGGAAGCUAAGCAGAUCUAUGACCAAGCAAGAACGGUGUUUGAACAACUGUCUAUGAAUAUGAGGGACUGGAUAUCAAACAAUCAGAGCUUCAUGGAUAUGAUACCAGAACAUCAUAGGUCAGUCAAACAUGGACUGGUCAAAGUGCUUGGACUUAUGUGGAAUGUCGAAGAAGAUACGCUGAAACUGAAUUUGACUGAGGACCACUUCAGCACAGAUCCUCCGAUAAACACAAAGAGAAAAGUUCUUCGGGCUCUAGCACGUGUGUAUGACCCCUGUGGCUUUGUAUGCCCACUCAUGUUGUCAAUGAAGCUGAUCUUCCAGGAUAUCUGUGAAAAGAAAUGUAAAUGGGAUACAGAACUACCUAUGGAGUUGACACAGUCUGUGAAAAUUGUCAUGGAAGGUCUGAAAUCCAUAGUGGACACAGAGGUGCCUAGGUACCUUGGUACAGAUGUCUCAAGGAGUGACCUUAAGUACCACUUGCACUGUUUCACAGAUGCUUCCAAAGACGCUUAUGCUGCCGUUAUCUACCUUAAAGUGAUUGAAGAUGGACAAGGAAAAUCAGUCUCUCUGUUGAUGGCAAAAUCGCACGUGUCACAGACCAAAGACAAGGACGAAUUAAAAAUUCCUAAAUUGGAACUACUAGGAUUUCUGAUAGGAAGCAGACUCCUGAAAUACGUAAGGAACCAUCUUGAUCUUGAUAUUGAGAAAGAAUAUUUGUGGUCAGAUAGUUUGGUUGUACUUAGUUGGAUGAGGUCAAACAAACUGCUUCCACCCUUUGUCGCCAACAGAGUGAACGAAAUCAAGCGUGACCACCCUAACACAGAGAUGUUCUACGUUCACACAAAAGCAAAUCCUGCUGAUAUUGCUACGCGUCCAGAACUGUUUGAAGAGAAAAGGCAACUUUGGUUUAACGGACCAGAGUUUCUCAUUAAUAAAGAAUCCUGCUGGCCCCAAAAUAGACUCUACGAGGCACAUCAGAACCUUCUGUCUGUUGGGGAGGUCCUGGGUGACAACCCAGGUGAGCUGACACAGGAAGUAUCCAUUGGUGAGGUUGCAGACCAGAGUAAGACCCCCGAGCAAGGAAGUCCCAGUGAUCCCGUUGAACCAAUGGAAACCCAGGAUUCGAGCAUACCUACAGAGAGUGGUGAAUAUCAUACUGAUGGAAGCAUGGAACUCGACAAUCCUGCCGAUGAAGGAGGUAUCCAGCAGCAGACCAUUGUGGCCAAAAUAGUGUCCGAGAUAAAAGAUCUACAGAGGAAGCACUUCCAAGAAGAACUAAAUGGCAAAAGAACACAUUUAGCACGAAACUUAGAUCUCUUUGUUGAUGUAGACGGCUUUCUUAGGUGCCGUGGGCGUAUGGCGAACACCACCUGGAGCUAUGACAUGAAGUAUCCGAUACUACUGCCAAAAAAUUCCGAGUUCACUGACAGAAUCAUAAAGGAGACGCAUGAGCGUAACUACCACGUCGGUGCUCCACACACACUGAGUAUCAUCAGGGAACGGUAUUGGAUACCCCAAGGGAAAGCCCAGGUAAUGAAGGUGUUAAAGCGAUGUACCCAGUGUGUAAAACACGGCGGCGGUCCGUAUCGUUUACCAGCCACACCGGCGCUGCCUCCAGAACGAGUAAAUUAUAGCAGACCCUUCACUUUCACUGGUGUGGACUAUCUGGGACCGCUAUUUGUGAGUACCCAGACUGGUAAAGAGAAACGAUGGGUAGCCUUAUUCACGUGUUUGACAGUAAGAGCGAUACAUCUUGAAAUCGUGAAGGACCUUUCGGCAGAAGAAUGUCUCCUAGCCUUGCGACGAUUUAUAGCUGCUAGAAACAAGCCACAACGAAUGUACUCGGAUAAUGCGACUUGUUUUAAGUUAGUCGCUGAAAUGGUACAACAGCCAUACUGCAUUAAGAAUGACAUCCAGUGGAAAUUCAUAUGUCAACUAGCACCGUGGCAUGGAGGGUUUUACGAGCGGCUAGUGGCCUUGGUGAAGCAUUGCCUUAAAAGAACCCUAGAAAAACACCUUCUCAAUGAUACCAGGCUACUGACAGUGAUAAAGGAAGUGGAAACAGUACUGAAUUCAAGACCACUGGCAAGAGUUGGUACAGAAGUGGAACAUGUCCUCUGCCCGGCAGAUUUCAUAAGCCUAGGACAAUGUUUGACCAUGAGACCAUCUGCCGUGGAUAUUCCGACUUGUAACACUGCUACAAAGAGCGACCUGUUUGAGAGCUGGAAGAGAGGAUGCAAUAUCCUAGAAGAAUUUAAGAGGAUGUUCGUCAAGCAGUAUCUUGCUAGCCUGAGAGAAAGGUACAACAACUCUCCCAAGCAGCCUAGAGUUAAAUCUCAUCGAUCACCACAAGUAGGCGACCUUGUACAGGUUAAAUCGGACCUCAAGAACAGAAACCUCUGGAAAGUGGGGAAGAUCCACGAGCUGAUCAGGGGAAGUGAUGGUGAAUGUAGAGUAGCGAGGGUCAAGGUUGACGAUUCUUCCUUGACACGUUCCAUUGGCCAUCUCUACCCGCUGGAGGUAGAUGACGAGACGCCUGUGGUAGAACCGGUAGCGGCAGACGCGACUGAGAUGGAAGAGGACAGCGGGGAGUUGGAUGCUCCAAACAGUUCAAAUCCUCAUACACCUGCACUUGAUGAACGGCCGGAUGUCGACGUGGAUACUCUGGCUGGAUGUGACAUGACCAGUAACAAUGAAGUACCACCACCACCAGAGGAGCAGCCAGAAGAAAGAGGCGUUGGCAGAAUCAAGCGGAUCGCAGCCAUUCGCGCCAGGGAUAAAAUCCUGGAGUGGACGCGACACCUGCUUGCCUUGCUACAGUAA